AUGUUCAACUUCAGCGUCAUGUGCAUCACCUACAUCCGCUUCCACACAGCCAUGAAGGCGCAGGGUAUCGACAGGAAAACCCGGCUGCCGACUGUGUCUCGCUGGCAGCCGUACGCGAGCUACUGGGCGUUCCUCUGGAGCUUCAUCUUUCUGUGGGUGCAAGGCUAUGCUGUUGUUCCGAACGGCAGCUGGAAGGCCUCGACCUUCAUCUUCAAUUACGGCAUCAUCGCUCUUGCUGGCGGUAUCGGGAUCUGUUGGAAGAUCUUCAAGCGGACGCGUUUCUGGAGGGCGACGGAGGUGGAUCUCGUGUCAGGUCUGGAGUUCUUCGAGACGUUGACUGAGCAUUAUCAGCAUAUCCAGGAUGGAACACCAGUCACGUCUAAGGACAAGAUUAUGUCGGCGUUGGUUUGCGUGAAAUCGACUGGGCGAUGUUGA
Molecule: messenger RNA, 435 nt
Organism: Fulvia fulva
Lineage: Eukaryota; Fungi; Ascomycota; Dothideomycetes; Mycosphaerellales; Mycosphaerellaceae
Exons: 1
Coding region: 1-435 (144 amino acids)
Biological process (GO): amino acid transmembrane transport
Cellular component (GO): membrane
Molecular function (GO): amino acid transmembrane transporter activity
Source: RefSeq, a predicted model, not a curated record